AUGGGUAUCCAACACCGUGAUCAGACGCAGGAUGCCUUCUUAAGUACUAUCAAUCCACUCAUUCAGGAAUUUGGACCACUUCAAGUACUUGACGAUUUGAUUCACUUACGAGCUGCUGAUUCUGUUCAGUAUCCGAUUCUUGCAUAUCCUCGUUCCGUGAGUGAUGCGGCCCCGUUUGACUAUUAUACUGGACAGGACUUGGAUGAUAUGAUCAACCACACCGUUACUAGUCUAAUUGACGACGGGUUCAAUCCGGGAUGA
Molecule: messenger RNA, 261 nt
Organism: Penicillium arizonense
Lineage: Eukaryota; Fungi; Ascomycota; Eurotiomycetes; Eurotiales; Aspergillaceae
Exons: 2
Coding region: 1-261 (86 amino acids)
Source: RefSeq, a predicted model, not a curated record